Messenger RNA from Mytilus trossulus (common blue mussel), 2281 nucleotides. RefSeq lists its product as uncharacterized. Bases 107 to 1789 code for a protein of 560 amino acids. Gene Ontology annotation, molecular function: zinc ion binding; ubiquitin protein ligase activity. Gene Ontology annotation, biological process: protein monoubiquitination. Lineage: Eukaryota; Metazoa; Mollusca; Bivalvia; Mytilida; Mytilidae. The record is from RefSeq and is a predicted model, not a curated record. The transcript is spliced from 2 exons.
AUCUUAUUUACUUCCUGGUACAACCAUAUUUUGAGAAACAGCUAAGGAAAUGACUUUAAAUUGUAAUUUAAACAACUGAAAGGACUUUUGCAUUCAUCAAAAGGUCAUGGCAUCCAGUAAACCUAUACCAUGUGGACCUUGUCAAGAAGAAAAAGUCAACACUAAAGCUGACAUCUGGUGUUACAACUGUAACGAAGGCUUGUGUUCAACAUGUUCUGUUCAACACAAAAAAUUCAAAGUAACACGAGAUCAUAAAACUAUUGAUAUCAAAAGUUAUAAACCCUCCAUCAGAGCUAUCAAUACAGAAUGUGACAUACAUGGUCAACAGCUAAAACUGUACUGUCCCAGUCAUUUAAUGCCUUGCUGUGAUGAAUGUAUUUCUAUAAAUCAUUCAAAAUGUACUGGAAUAAAAAGUUUAGAAAGUGUAGUAGACAACACCAAAAUUGAAAAAUCAACAAAAAAAAUAGAUAAUGAUAUUAACUCCACCUUACAGAUUUUGAAUGAAAUAAUGAGCAACAAAUCAGGAAACAUCAAAAGAGGAGAAGAACAAGUGGACAGCAUAAAGGAAACUAUUGGGAAAUAUAGAAAGAAAAUAAAUAAACAUUUAGAUGACCUGGAGAAGAAGCUUUGCCAAGAAACAGACACCAUCUUAAAUCAAGAAAAAUCAAAAGCAUCAGAUUUAAAAACUGAAAUUGAUGGAAAACAGAAAAACUUAAAGAAAAUGCAAGAACAAUUACAUACAGUUAUACCACACACUUCAAAACUCCAAUCAUUUCUAGGUUUACAUCAGAUUGAACAACAAGUACAUCAAUGUCAAAGAUAUGUUGAUGAUCUGGAAGAUGAUGAUAGGGUAAAAGAAUUUGAUAUCAAAAUGAAACAAAAUGAUGAGAUAGAAAGUAUACAAAGCAAGAUAAGAUCACUAGAAUCCCUGGGAGAAGUAAUGGUUGUUAAAAAAAAUAUAGACUUGAAUAGAGAAAGAAGUGUGAGGAGGAAAGCACAAGUACAAUCACGAGAACAAUCCAACAUAAACAACAUGGCAAUGAAUAUAGAGACAAAGAUAGAGAUCAACAUAAAGAAGUAUAUCAGUGACAUGAUUUGUCUGAUGGAUGGAAGAGUUAUAGUAGUGGAAUAUAGGAGUAAAGUUAAACUACUUACUUCUGAUGGCAAACUACAGAAACAAUUACCUAUACCUGGUGAAGCCUGGAGUGUUACACAGAUCAAUCAGAACACUAUAGCCAUAACUUAUCCUGAUGAGAAAGCCAUUAAGAUCUUCAAUUUGGAGAAUAAAACAGUUACCAAAGUCAUCACAUUAGACAAAUUAUGCUAUGGUUUAUCAUUCUCCAAUAAUUCUCUGGCUGUAGGUUUGUAUGGAGAUGAAAUCCGUAUUAUAGACUUGGAAGGAAAUACACAGAAGUCAAUACAAGUUGAGAGUCAAACAGACCUGUUGUACCUUGUUUACUGUAAUGACAGAGUUAUCUAUAGUGACUGUAAUGGUGAAGCAGUAAACUGUUAUGAUGAAUCAGGUAAACAGAUCUGGCAAUAUACACAGGAUUUAUCAAGACCAUAUGGACUUUGUAAAGAUACUUAUGGUAACAUCAUUGUAGCAGACUAUGACUCAGAUAGUAUAAUAGUAAUAUCAAAAGAUGGACAGAAUAGUAAAGUACUGAUUGUUGAAGAGGAUGAACUGGAGGAUCCAAAGUAUAUUUGUUUUAAACAUAAUGAGUCUGCAGGUUUUAUUUGUGAUAACAAAGGCACAUACAUGGCAAAAUUCAAUUUAUCUUCUGGAUAAGGUUUCCUUUGUGCAACACUUUACUGUCGUAUUAUUCUAAAUAUUAAUAAAUCAAUGUUAUGUGGUAAAUGGAUUCAAACAUUUAUCUUUUACAAAUAAGGUUAACACCUAGUUUGACUGAUCAAUCUUAAUUCUGGUUACAAGAGGACUUUGUAUAGAUACUUAUGGUAACAUCAUUGUAGCAAACUAUUACUCUGAUAGAAUAAUACUUAUUUCAAAAGAUGGACAGAACAGUAAAGUACUGAUUAGUGAAAAUGAAGGAUUGGAUGAGCCUCAGUGUAUUUUUUUUAAACACAAUGAGUCUUCAGGUUUUAUUUGUGAUGAAGAUGGCGAGUUCUUGACAAAAUUCAAUUUAUCUUCAAGAUAAAAUAGAGAAUAAGGAUUGUAUUCUACAGAACUAUAAUAUUGCUAUGUAAUACAUAUACAUGUAUAUAUUAAAAGACUGGUGUGCUUUUCUUUUUAUUAUGAAAAUAAAAUUCUGUUAUUGUGGUU